This is a messenger RNA of Penicillium cataractarum, 276 nucleotides long. Its product is annotated as succinate dehydrogenase assembly factor 1. Gene Ontology annotation, biological process: mitochondrial respiratory chain complex II assembly. The record is from RefSeq and is a predicted model, not a curated record. The transcript is spliced from 3 exons. Lineage: Eukaryota; Fungi; Ascomycota; Eurotiomycetes; Eurotiales; Aspergillaceae. Gene Ontology annotation, cellular component: mitochondrion. Bases 1 to 276 code for a protein of 91 amino acids.
AUGGCGCGGCUCUCCGGUCUACAGCGGGAGGUUCUAUCCCUGUACCGGCAGUGCCUGCGUGAGGUCCGCAAGAAGCCUAUCGACUCUCAACCCAAUUUCAAAAACUACGCCCGCCAUCGGUGCAUUCCGGCUGACGAGUAUUGUCGGCGUAGUGCGGAAUUCCAAAAACAUCUCUCGGUGAAUAAGAAGGACUUUAGUGCCAUUGAAUAUCUUCUACGAAAAGGUCAUCGUCAGCUGGAGAUGUAUGCUUCUCCGGGCAUUCGCAAUAUCCGAUGA